AUGGUCACGAAGCUGACAGGCGAGAUCAACGCCUGGACAGAGAGCCACGAGAGAAAGAUGAAGGAAGCGAGAAGGCAAGAGGCGAUGCAACACGGAUUGACCGCCGAGCAGAAAGCGGCAGACGACGAGUGGAAGGACGUGCUCAGUGCAUAUUCGGACCAGUCCAGUUACGACAAGGACGCUGGAGAAGUCGAUGAUUGCCAAGACGUCGAUAUUUCGUGGUCACCAUCGCCCAGCAAGGCCUCCUCAGAUGCGCUGCUCAGCCCUAACAGCGACUCAUCGCAUCCAGGGAUCUGUGGCUCGAGCGCUAUCCCCAUGGGUCCGUAUCCGCACCGGAAACACCCCACGCUGCAGCCGGACGACUCGAAUGCGUCUGAAGAUCAGGUCGAUGACCGCGCGGGGUGUCGGGGCUGGGGUGUUUGGGACCUGUUGACGUGUUUGCAGUGUAGAUAG
Molecule: messenger RNA, 453 nt
Organism: Ascochyta rabiei
Lineage: Eukaryota; Fungi; Ascomycota; Dothideomycetes; Pleosporales; Didymellaceae
Exons: 1
Coding region: 1-453 (150 amino acids)
Source: RefSeq, a predicted model, not a curated record